Molecule: messenger RNA, 1643 nt
Organism: Photinus pyralis (common eastern firefly)
Lineage: Eukaryota; Metazoa; Arthropoda; Insecta; Coleoptera; Lampyridae
Product: serine/threonine-protein phosphatase 6 regulatory ankyrin repeat subunit C-like
Exons: 3
Coding region: 83-1615 (510 amino acids)
Molecular function (GO): protein binding
Source: RefSeq, a predicted model, not a curated record
UAUGUGAUGUAACUGUCAUCUUAUCCAGGUUUGUAAGUGUAACUUAUGCGCCAUUUAAAAACUUCCCCGGUGAUUCCACCCAAUGGCUGAAGAAAAGUGCACCGACCGACCUGCGAUGUUUCACAUCAACGUACCGGACCAAUACGGAAACGUUCCGCUGCACACUGCGGUCAUACGUGACGACGUGGCGUUACUCGAGGAGCUGCUGAACGAGAGUCACAUCGACGUCAACUACCGCAACCAGAAGGGCGAGAAUCCGCUCAUCUUGAGCCUGCGUAUGUUCCGCUCCGAGUCGUUCGUCAAGAAACUAGUUGCGGCGGGCUGCGAGAUUAAUGCCACCAAUAAGUACGGUCAAACUUCGCUGCACGUCGCGUUGCUCUGCUCGUCGAUCGAUGUCAUACACGACUUAAUCGAGCACGGUGCCGAUGUCAAUAUGCAGGACGAGGAGUGUCGUACCCCCUUGCAUUACGCCGUGGAUAACGAUAACCUGGAAGCCGUCUGUAUGUUACUGACGUACGGCGCCGACGUCAGCAUGCUCUGUAAGGACAACAUGACCGCGUUCACCCUAGCCUUGUACCGCAACCGUACGGACAUCGCCGAGGUCCUAUUCAACUACUACGACGAAUUCUUGGACGCAGACCUGGACGGCUACAACGCAUUACACUUGGCCGCCUGGCACAAGAGCUCGCUGGCUUUCGAUCUCGUUCACGCAGGUAUCGACGUCAAUUCGAUCACCUUCGACGGGAGCACCGCGUUAGCUCUGUCGCUGUACUACGACUCAGCCGACCUGUUUAAGCUGAUCUGGUCAAAACUCGACCAGAAAACGCUGCUCGCCCGUAGGGAGUCCUUCCUGUUGAACUUCAUCGAGACGCUCUCGUUUUCGGCGAGCGAAUGGCUCGAGUGCAUGUACACGAUUUUGAGCUCGCCGAUCGCGUUCGAUCUAAUGGAGCACUGUAAGAGUUACUUCGCUUACGAGGCGUUCGAGUACGGCCUCUUCUCCAAGUUGCUCAAGACGUUUUAUUGGUUCGACGUCGAGGUGGACGAUCGCGUUUCGAUAAUACUGAUGUGCCUAGGGCUCGGUUACGUUGUGAAUACGUCCGACAUUAAUUUCGCGUCGGUGCUGUACGGUUUCAACGAGGAGUUGCAUAUUUUCUUGUACGCGGGGGGUUAUCUCGCGCAUUCGCUCGAUUUGGAUGGCGCCUUCAACUUAUUUCCUCAGCCGGCUUUCAUCUUUAGUGUGAACGACGUGAAACGCGACCUCAUCAUCGAGCUGUUCAAGAAACAAAUCGAAAGUACGUACUAUCCGUUCGAGUUGAUCGCGAUACAAAAUAACGUGGUGAACGCGCUGAGCUUCUUCUCACUUUCCUUCGCCGAGAAGCAGCAACUGUUGGAUUACUGCGGCUUGUACUUGGAGGAGCACGAUUUGAUCGCGAGCAAAGUGUGGACCGUACCCGAGUUGCCGUCGCUGUUGGAACUCAGCCGAAAUCAAUCGCGGGUCUUCAUACAACGUUCCUUCAACAUACGCCAUCCUUACCAAUUUCAUGAUGUUGUUAAAUCGUUGAAUUUGCCUUCGUAUUUGAAAAAUAUAAUAAUGUUCAAAACGCCUGUUUAUUAAUCGCUUAAAAUAAAUUUAGUUUCGUAUC